Messenger RNA from Kwoniella mangroviensis CBS 8507, 2550 nucleotides. RefSeq lists its product as uncharacterized. The transcript has 14 exons. The coding region runs from base 1 to 2550 and encodes 849 amino acids. Gene Ontology annotation, cellular component: cytoplasmic vesicle; membrane; Golgi apparatus. Gene Ontology annotation, biological process: zinc ion import into Golgi lumen; intracellular zinc ion homeostasis. Gene Ontology annotation, molecular function: zinc ion transmembrane transporter activity. NCBI's taxonomy places the organism in Eukaryota, Fungi, Basidiomycota, Tremellomycetes, Tremellales, Cryptococcaceae. The record is from RefSeq and is a predicted model, not a curated record.
AUGCAGGCGUCGUCGCCUUCCACACCCACGCCUCUCCACCGGACAGUCCAUAAAGUCCCUUCGCGGCGAUCUCUCUUUCAGAGUCAGAAUCCCUCCUUUCACUCUUCAUCACAAAACAUCCUCAGGCCGAACUCGUAUCUGAGGCUAUUCAUUGGAGCCCUAGCUGUUGCAGCUUCGAAGACCUGGGUGUUGGAUGAUCCGCGGAGGUUGAGUGGAGGCACAGGAUGGUUGGUACUUGGUCUAUGGGCAGGGAGGAUCAUAGGUGAAUUGAAGGAUUUUGUCGGUGAUGCGAGACGGAGGAGCAAAGAGGGUAAUAGAUCGUCAUUAUACACUGUUCAGCUGAGCGUGAUUUUGGCUGUACAAUCUGUUGCGUUCUUCAUUUCCCUUCAACAAAUAGGUCCGCUGAGACUCACCAUCAUAGCAUAUCUGAGCUCAUGGAUCGAUUUCGAGAGUAUACUGGAUAUCAACAGUCUCGCACCUCUCCUACCUAUUUUUGUAUCUGCAGUGUACAUUAUCGGUCAAGCAGCGACGCAGAAUGUUAUCGCUCUUACUUCCACCAUCCUAUUUGCCGGUACUACCUUUUUAUCCGAACAUUACCUUUCAAAUCUUUCAUUCACCAGAAAUCGCAAUAGUGAUGAUAAAGAGAAACCAAGGAAUGAGAGAGGAUUAUGGUACUGCUUGGUAUCAACUGCAUCUGCAUCAUUGUUGAUCUUUGCAUUAUAUCAAAUGGGUGUCAUUCCAAUUCCUUUGCCUAUAUCUAACGUUCCAGGUCAAAGAUUCGCUUCUUUCAUCACUGGUCUGUUGGUCAGAUACAUACCAUUCCCCUUUACAUCGACCAAUGCUCCUGGUUCAACUCUCCGAUUGAGAACGAGCAGAGAUCAAUCGCUCUUCCUGUCCACUAUACCGGUACUCCAGUUCUUCGCCUUGAGCCCCGUACCGACAUAUACCGAUCUUCUGGUCCUCUUACCAUUAGCAAUGAUCGGUACGGCCAUGGUUGGCGGGAAGAAGAUAAGCAGGAAGAAUGGACCAUCACGUUGGGGAUUAUCCAACAAAUCACUAUCUACUGCUCGAUCAUCUUGGUCAUUCAUGUCUCUCCUUCCUGCGAGAUGGAGACCCCAUCUGCAGACGAUCUUGAAUACACCGACGUCCUCCAAGAUCUUCUAUUUUCUCCUACUCAAUUUGGCGUACAUGUUCGUGCAGAUGGUGUAUGGGGUAGCAACUAAUUCUCUAGGACUGAUAUCAGAUGCUAUACAUAUGGCUUUUGAUUGUUUGGGGUUAGCUGUGGGAUUAUGGGCAUCAGUAGCUGCUACUUGGAAACCCGAUGGAAGAUAUACGUUUGGUUAUUCUCGUGUGGAAACGUUGAGUGGAUUCGCAAACGGGUGUUUCCUGAUCCUUAUCUCCAUUUUCAUCAUUUUCGAGGGUAUACAAAGAGUCAUCGAUCCGCCUGAGAUGGAGACCCAGCAGCUCCUUCUCGUAUCGGGAGUUGGUCUAGCGAUCAACCUGUUCGGAAUGUGGGCGACGGGUGGACAUCAUCACCAUGGGCACGGGCACGGGCACGAUCACGGACAUGGUCACUCGCAUGUUCAUUCUCAUGUUCCAGUCAACAACAAGAAGGAAAAUCACAGACACGAUCAUGCUCAUGAUCAUCAUCGCUCAGAAUCACAGGGAACUUCCGCAUCAACGAGACAACAGAGAACGUUGGCAAAAAGAAGAUCUUCUGGGUUUUUGAAGGCACAUGCCCAAAAAGAUGCGCACAAGCAUGAUCAUUCGCAUGAGUCUCAUGAUCAUGAUCAUGGUGCUUGCAACGGGCAUGGCCAUGACCACGACCAUGGACAUGAUCAUCACGCUCAUGAGCACCAUUCACACGACGGUCACUCUCACAGCCACGAUCACGAUCCCGUCCACUCUCAUUCUCACGACCAUGAUCACGGCUCACACUCGCAUUCUCAUGAUGAUCACGGACACGGCCAUGAUCAUUCACAUUCCCAUAACAUGCGUGGGGUGUUCUUACAUGUUCUGGCAGAUACCCUAGGAAGUGUGGGAGUGAUCAUAUCGACGAUAUUGAUUAGAUAUACCGGAUGGACAGGUUUUGACCCUAUCGCAAGUUUGUUCAUCGCUGUUCUGAUCAUGGCCAGUGUGGUUCCGCUAGUGAUUGAUUCGGGCAAAGUGUUGUGUCUGGAUGUUGGUUCAGAGAAGGAGGAAGAGAUCAGAGGUGCUUUGUCAGAGUUAUCAUCGGUAGACGGAGUAGCCAAUUAUGCCUCGCCCCGUUUCUGGCCGCGAUGCGAGGGAGAACUGAUCGGAUCGAUCCAUAUACAACUUUCCAUCUCACCCUCUUCGGUCGAUCCUACCAAAUUCCAUACUCCGUACUUGUCAUCCAAAUCGAAGAUGGGAGGGAAUGGGGGAGAUGCGAUAUAUGUGAAUUCGGAAAAGGUUAUCAAUCGAGUUGAGAAAGUCCUAAAGAGACGGAUAAGAGGUUUAACAGAAUUGGUGGUUCAAAUUGAGGGGAGUGAAGAGAAAGGGUACUGUAGUUGUAUGACUGGAGGGAGGUGA